Myxocyprinus asiaticus (Chinese sucker) is the source of this 2199-nucleotide messenger RNA. RefSeq names its product pre-mRNA-splicing factor ISY1 homolog. Gene Ontology annotation, cellular component: catalytic step 2 spliceosome; post-spliceosomal complex; Prp19 complex. NCBI's taxonomy places the organism in Eukaryota, Metazoa, Chordata, Actinopteri, Cypriniformes, Catostomidae. Gene Ontology annotation, molecular function: nucleic acid binding. The coding region runs from base 89 to 949 and encodes 286 amino acids. The record is from RefSeq and is a predicted model, not a curated record. The transcript has 11 exons. Gene Ontology annotation, biological process: generation of catalytic spliceosome for second transesterification step; mRNA 3'-splice site recognition.
AGUUGCCUCUCGUAGUAACACGUCAUAUUCAUGCGUCGUGCGCGCUCACCGUUGUGCUCACGCAGGAUUCAACAGCUGAACUACAAACAUGGCUCGAAAUGCAGAAAAGGCUAUGACGGCGUUGGCCAGGUUUCGUCAAGCCCAGCUUGAGGAAGGAAAGGUUAAGGAAAGAAGACCGUUUCUCGCUUCUGAGUGUAAUGAGUUACCCAAAGCGGAGAAGUGGAGAAGACAGAUCAUCAGUGAGAUUUCAAAGAAGGUAGCUCAGAUUCAAAAUGCUGGUUUAGGUGAAUUUAAGAUCCGUGAUUUGAAUGAUGAAAUCAACAAGCUACUUCGAGAGAAAGGACAUUGGGAAGUCCGAAUCAAGGAACUUGGAGGGCCUGACUAUAGGCGAGUGGGGCCAAAGAUGCUGGACCAUGAGGGUAAAGAGGUACCAGGAAACAGAGGAUACAAGUAUUUUGGUGCUGCAAAAGACUUACCUGGAGUCAGAGAGCUGUUUGAAAAAGAACCUAUACCACCCCCAAGAAAAACACGAGCUGAGCUGAUGAAGGACAUAGACGCGGAGUAUUAUGGCUAUAGAGAUGAGGACGAUGGUGCUUUAGUACCUUUGGAACAGGAAUAUGAGAAACUAGUCAUAGCAGAGGCUGUUGAGAAAUGGAGAGCAGAGAAAGAGGCUCGAUUAGCUGGCGGAGGUGGCGUGAAAGACACUGAGGAGGAGGAGGAGGAAUAUAUUUAUGCUGUCAAAGACGAUGAGCAGUCUGAUGAUGAAACAAGAGAACAGAUGGAGGGAGAAGAUGGUGCACAAACAUUUAUUGCUCAUGUUCCUGUUCCCUCACAGAAGGAGAUUGAAGAAGCCCUGGUCAGACGGAAGAAGAUGGAACUGCUGCAGAAGUACGCCAGUGAGAGUUUGAUGGCUCAAAGUGAAGAGGCCAAAACAUUACUUGGUUUAUAGUGUGCUCAGUAGAGUGAACUAUAUUGAACAGUCAUAGAUCUUAAUGUUUCAGUUGAGAGUCCAGAACUGUGUAUUUUCAGAUCAGUUCACAUAACACACUGAUAAUUGGCAUUGAUGAUUCGAGCAGAUGUGCUUUAUUUGAGUAUUUGAUGUGGUUGUAGAUGCUCAAAUUUGGGAUUUUAUAAACUUCAGUGUUCCGUUAAAGUCAUAAUGUGGAGCUCAAACACAAAAUAGCUGAAAAUAUCUGCAAUGCUUAAUUUGACUUAGUCACUGUGAUGCAUAUUGGCUGCACAGUUAAGGUUAUAUUAUUGUAAUUUAAACAUGUUAAAGUUCACACAGCAGCAAAUGUUAAUGCACAUCUGUGAUAUUACAGGCCAAAAAAAAAAAAAAAAAUUAGAAAAAAAAGUGUUUUUUAUUUUCGGAUAUAAUAACUCUGUCUAAUGCUGAUCAUGUCCAGUUAUGUUGAAUUACAGUAGAAGGAAUAUUCCGGGUUCAAUACAACUUAAGCUCAAUCGACAGCAUUUGUGCCAUAAUGCUGAUUAACACAAACAUUUAUUUUUGACUUGUCCUUUUUCUUUUUUUAAAAAAAGCAAAAAUGUGGGUUACAUUGAUGCUCUUACAAUGGAAAUGAAAGGGGCCAAUCCAUAAACUUUAAAAUAAGAUGAUAAAAAAAAAAAAAAAAAAUGAUUUAAACAACAUUACAACACAAAUAAUAACAUUACAGCUAAAAAAAAUAAGAGCUUUUGAUAAGCUUCACAUUUCUGCCAUUAAACCCUUCAAAAAUUGGCCCCAUUCACUUCCAUUGUAAGUGCCUCACUGAAAUCUCAAUUGUUUUUUUUAUUUAUUUUUUUUUUAGAGAAAACAAGUGACAAGUUUAAAUAACUUUUUGUGGUAAAUCAACAUUUGAAAUCAUUAUGCCACAAAUGCUGUUGAUUAAGCUUAACUAUUGAACCUGAUAUUUUGAACCCGAACUUAAACAUAUAUAUUUUUUUUUUUUUUUUUGGCAAAUGGCAAAAUGGCUUUCGGUGUUUAUUCAUUUGACUUUGUUGUCCAUUGGCCAUAAACAAAUCUCUGUAAAUAUUUUGUAUACUAUGUUUACCUUCCUUUCUUGGACAAGUAAACUGUUUUUUUUACAAGAAUGCCUGCAUAUACUGUAUACUUAAAACACUUGAGUAAAUGUGUUAGAAAAAGUGCAGUAUUAAAUGUUGGUGUUCAAUAUUUUUGAAAUUAAAAUACUUUCUCCUAUCUUA